Molecule: messenger RNA, 1049 nt
Organism: Erpetoichthys calabaricus (reedfish)
Lineage: Eukaryota; Metazoa; Chordata; Cladistia; Polypteriformes; Polypteridae
Product: trace amine-associated receptor 1-like
Exons: 1
Coding region: 27-1049 (340 amino acids)
Biological process (GO): G protein-coupled receptor signaling pathway
Cellular component (GO): membrane
Molecular function (GO): trace-amine receptor activity
Source: RefSeq, a predicted model, not a curated record
UUCACCCUUGAAAAACGCCUAAGAAAAUGAACAUAACUUACACGGACCCAGAGGAGCAUUGCUUUGAUAAUAUAUUUUGUUACAGGAUACCUCGUACAGUAACUUCUAGAACAAUUUUAUAUUCUCUUUUUUUUAUUAUUGUUAUGGUAACCAUUGGUGGAAAUCUUUUUGUAGUCAUUUCUAUUUCUCAUUUUAAACAACUCCAUUCUCCAAAUAAUCUACUUGUCCUUUCAUUGGCAACUGCAGACCUUUUGCUAGGAGUUUGUGUUCUUCCCUUCAGCUUUGUGAGGUCUGUUGAAAGUUGCUGGUAUCUGGGAACUGCAUUCUGUAAGAUACAUACUAUUGUAGAUGUUACACUCUGUACAGUUUCCAUCUUUCACUUGGGAUUUAUUGCAGUUGAUCGCUAUUAUGCAGUAUGUGACCCACUGUGCUAUUCCACAAAAAUCACCAUAAAAGUGGCCUUCUUAUUUGUUUUGAUUGGUUGGGUAAUACCUUUUUUAUACAGUUUUAGCUUAAUUUUUUUUGACUCCUACAAUAAAGGUCAUGAAGAUAUACAUGCUCAGAUGUCGUGUAAUGGAGAUAAAUGCUUACUUUUGUAUAAUGAACUUUGGUCAUUAAUAAACCUCUGUACAUUUGUAAUACCCUGCUUUGCAAUGAUAGGUAUAUAUGGUCAGAUUUUUAAAGUAGCAAGCAGGCAAGCCAACAUGAUACAGAGUAUGGAAAGCAAAGCACAAUCUACUGAUGAAAAUAAAAACAAAAUUUCACACAGCAGAGAACGGAAAGCAGCAAAAACACUAGGUAUAGUAAUGGGUGUAUUUGUUUGUUGCUGGCUACCAUAUUUUAUUGUGAGUUUAAUUAAUGUUUAUAUUAAUUUUACAAUAUCUGAAAUAGUGAUUGAUGUGGUCAUUUGGCUAGGUUAUUUGAAUUCUGGUUUUAACCCACUCAUCUAUGCUUUUUUCUACCCGUGGUUUAGAAAAGCUUUGAAACUAAUGCUUACAUGUAAAAUAUUUAGUUCAAGUUCUUCAAAUAUAAAACUAUAUACUGAAUAA